This is a messenger RNA of Ciona intestinalis (vase tunicate), 2044 nucleotides long. Lineage: Eukaryota; Metazoa; Chordata; Ascidiacea; Phlebobranchia; Cionidae. The record is from RefSeq and is a predicted model, not a curated record.
GUAUACAUCGGUAUCUAAAGUUGAGUUUAUAACAAGCAAGAUUGUUGCGUAUAAUUGUGGUUUGUGACGUCAUAGAGGCAGCGAAAGUGGUCGAGGAAAGUUACGUGACGUUGAAAUAGUAAUUGUGACGUAGUUUGUUUUAUUAUUACGUAACAAUGGCAGCGAAUGUAACUCACGCCACGACGAUGGUGGUUACUCAGACAACAGGUGACGUCAUAACACGUCAUAUUCGUGACGUAACGAAUGUUUCUACAGACCCCACAACCAUGGAAGUUGUAACAGCUGCGAUGACAACCGCCACCAAAUUACCAACAACUGCCACACAGGGCCCGACAACUGCCACCAAACUACCGACAACUGCCACCAAAUUACCGACAUCUGCCACCACAGUACCGACAACUGCCACCAAACUACCGACAACUGCCACCAAAUUACCGACAUCUGCCACACAGGGCCCGACAACAGCUACAACUGCCACCACAAUCCCACAAACAAGCGGUUACAACACAGCUGACUAUACAACACAACCCUACAACAUAACAUCGACAACUGGCAAUACAACAACAUCUAGCUACAACACAAAAGUAACAACAACAGCCAGCUACAACAUAAUAUCAACACAACCAAACAACAAUACUGUGACAGCAACAACAGACAGCUACAACAUAACAACAACAAACACACAAGCGAACAACAACACAGUAACAGCAUCAAACUACAACAUAACAACAACUGACUACAACACGUUAUCCACACAGCAACACAACACAACAACAACAACAACCCUAUUUAGUUUGUUUGGUUUAAACACAUGGCAGAGUGCAUUGGUGGUUGGAGGGAUAAUAUUGCUGGUGAUUGUGGUUCUCGUUGUUUUAUUUAUUUGCUGCUACAAAAGAUACCAGCGCAAGAAAAAGGCGAACCAAACACCCGACGCGUGGAUAAACGACGGCCAAGUUAAGAUAACAAUGAUGAAAAUGGGAACGGAUGAUAUAACCGACGAUGAAACGAUCGCUCAACCUGUGCUCUCGUUCACUCAACAGCAUGUCAACGUGUUCGAAACCGACAACGCUAGCGACGCAGGAUCGAAGUUGAACCGGUCACCGGGUAGCGCUAAAGGUUCAAGUCGUUCACCGUCGGUGGGGAGCAGCGAUGCUGGGUCGAUGCUUAAGAAGAAAACAAGACCCCUCAAGUCACUUACUAAGGUGAGUGUUCCUACAUUGGGGGAUUCCCCUUCAUUCAGCGUCAAGGGCCCGCCACAAGAAGUCAGCGACGAUGACAAAGUUUCCGUGUUCAGCGGGAACACCGAGGCAUCGGAACAACGAAUGGAAAGUUUCGUCACCCCAACGCAUCAGGGUGAUGGGUCACCAGGUGGGGCUAUACCACCACCAUCAGGUGGAGCUAUACCACCACCACCGUCACCAGGUGGGGCUAUACUACCACCAUCAGGUGGAGCUAUACCACCACCACCGUCACCAGGUGGAGCUGUACCAACAUCACCGUCACCAGGUGGAGCUGUACCACCUCCACCACCACCAACGGAUGGAGCUGUACCACCUCCACCACCACCACCGGGUGGAGCUGUACAACCUCCACCACCACCGGGUGGAGCUGUACAACCUCCACCACCACCGGGUGGGGCUAUACCAUCUUCAAACGACCCAAAGGGACUUCCCCCGCCGCCCCCUCCCCCACCAGGAAGUGACAUCACAGGAAAUGUCAUCACAAUUGAUGAGGGUCCGCGACAAAAGUCCUUCUUGCACGAAUCAACAUAGACAUCUUAUACUAACUUUAUAAUUAUUCAAAUCAAUAUUUAUCGCUGAUUCAUGUUUAAUGCCAAGAGAUGACAUUGCAAUAAAACAUCUACAGAAAACAAUUGUUGUCACUAAAGUUCCCACCAACGAGGAUAUAAACGACCAAACCAACCAAAAGUCAUGUCUGCUUAUCCACACACUGCAAUAGCUUCAGCAACUCGACUAUCAGCAUAAACCUUACCUGAACUAUAUACACGAACAUAUAAACACACCCAACAAACAAAACACACAGC